Messenger RNA from Hemiscyllium ocellatum (epaulette shark), 804 nucleotides. It is a transcript of the gene cfap300, whose product is annotated as cilia and flagella associated protein 300. Bases 1 to 804 code for a protein of 267 amino acids. The record is from RefSeq and is a predicted model, not a curated record. Lineage: Eukaryota; Metazoa; Chordata; Chondrichthyes; Orectolobiformes; Hemiscylliidae. The transcript is spliced from 7 exons.
AUGGCUGCAGAAAGGGCUGUGAAACCAGCUUUUACUUUCAGAUAUCUGAGUAACAAGAAGAUCAACUUCCUGGAAGACAGUAAAACCAGAGACCUCUUUAUGAAAUGGUCAAUGCUUGGAAGGAUGAGUGUGCAGGUUUUCAGUUUUGACCAACGCUUCCAGUCUUAUGAAAAGGACAGUUUUGUCCAGGCAUUUUUCCAGGAUUCAAACGUUAAGGCGAAUCUAAAGGUACUCUCACCCUUAUCUUCUGAAUGGACAACUCUAGGGAAAGAAGUUAAGGAGAUACAGGUUGAAGAGGUUCCGUGUAAUCAACUUUCAAUGUUAUUCUUUGACUGUUUGUAUACGGAAGGGAUUGUGCGAGAAACAGGCCAUAUUACAAAGUGUCUGGAUGAGUUUUAUGAGGAUUUUGUUAUCUCUGACCAACUUCGACAGGUGUUACUUUUGGAAGAAUCAGAUAAAUAUCAAAUAUUCAGUGAUAAAGAACGUGAGGAAUUUGUCUUUCGUAUCUUCAAACAUCUCUGUCUGGGUGGAGUCCUCUGCCAAUAUGAAGAUACAAUUGAUCCCUAUCUGGAAACCUGCAAGACAAUGUACAAGGAGUUGGUCAGUGUACAGAAGGAUCCUGACACAAAAGACAUACGCAUCAUCUCCACAGUGUUCAAAGUUACAGCCAAUGAUGAAUAUGGCAUUUGUUACCCUUCCACUAACAAGCAUGAACAGACCUUUGCCUAUCUAAUUGUGGAUCCUCUAAAAUGUCACGUCCAUGUGUUAUACCAUUGCUUUGGAGGAGGAUUAUUUUGCAAUUAA